AAAAGAAGAAGAAGAAGAAGAUCAUAGAACAGAAACAGAAAGAAAGAAAGAAAGAAAGAAAGAAGAGAGUGAAGAAGAAGAAUUCAGAAAGAAGAAGAAAACCCUAAUCAAUGAAAAAGCGUGCAAGAAACGAUCGACGUAGAUGCUUGUUGUGGCCAGUGUAUCGUGGGAUCUGAAUUGGUUCCUGCAAUUGAUACUGUACGCUCUUGUUAUCUGCGUUGGAUUGCACGUUUUGGUCAAGAACACUGCUUCCAAGUACUUUGAAGGCGAACACCACUCUCCCUCCGCCUCAAUGCCCGGCGUUCUUGCCGCCGAUAACGCUGUCUGCACCGUCUGCUCCGCCCACGCCACCCGGAGAUGCUCCCGCUGCAAAGCCGUCCGAUACUGCUCAACGGAAUGCCAACAGUCGCAUUGGAAGUCUGGGCAUAAUGUAAAAUGCAAAUAUUCUCAAGAAGCUACUGGUGCUUUGAACUCGGCUCAAAAUGGGGUUACUAAUCGCGGCGGGUUUAAGGCUUCCAGGGGUAAAAGAUCGGGAAUCGCAUUGGUACCUGGUUUUGGAACUUCUAGCUCCAGGCCAAUCAAGCAGCCUAAAGAUGCUCUUUUUCCUUACAAAGAAUUUGUGAAAUUUUUUAAUUGGGACAAGCCAGGAUUUCCCCCUUGUGGACUCUUGAAUUGUGGAAACAGUUGCUUUGCAAAUGUGGUUCUCCAGUGUCUCUCAUUCACAAGGCCACUUAUUGCCUACUUGUUGGAGAAGGGCCACCGAAGAGAAUGCAGUUGUAAUGAUUGGUGCUUUCUAUGUGAAUUUGAAAGUCACGUUGAAAGAACCAGGCAAAGUUCACAGGCAUUUUCUCCAAUGAAUAUUCUCUCUCGUUUGCCUAAUAUUGGUGGUACUCUGGGUUAUGGAAGACAGGAGGAUGCUCAUGAGUUUAUGAGAUUUUCAAUUGAUACUAUGCAAUCUGUUUGCCUAGAGGAAUUUGGUGGAGAAAAAGCUGUCCCUCCUAAACUUCAGGAAACAACCCUUAUUCAACAUAUUUUUGGUGGCCACCUUCAAUCUGAGGUCAUUUGCACAAAGUGUGAUAAGAUUUCAAAUCAGUAUGAAAAUAUGAUGGACUUGACUGUUGAAAUUCAUGGAGAUGCUGCCUCGUUGGAGGAAUGUCUAGACCAGUUUACUGUCAAAGAGUGGCUUGAUGGGGACAACAAGUAUAAAUGUGACGGGUGCAAGGGCUAUGUCAAGGCAUGGAAACGCCUCACUGUGAAAUGUGCUCCAAAUAUUCUUACCAUCGCCUUGAAAAGAUUUCAGAGUGGGAAGUUUGGAAAACUUAACAAGAGAGUAGCCUUCCCUGAGACUUUAAAUCUUAGCCCCUACAUGAGUGAUGCUGGAGAUGGAUCUGAUAUAUAUAAAUUAUAUGCUGUUGUAGUCCAUAUUGAUAUGCUAAAUGCUUCAUUUUUUGGUCACUACAUCUGCUACAUCAAGGACUUCAUGGGAAAUUGGUACAGGAUUGAUGAUUCAAAGGUUAGAAGUGUGGAUUUGGAGGAGGUGCUUUCUCAGGGAGCGUACAUGCUGUUGUAUAGCAGGUGUAGUGCCCGGCGAUCAAGCCUACAAAUUCAAACUAAUGAGUCUUCAGGGAUAGCAGAAAUGCAUACAAUGGACAUGAAGCCUUGCAAAAUUGAUCAAGCUGAAUGCCUCUCAAGUAAGACUUUGACCUGCAGUCAAGGUUGUGCGUUUGUUGCAUCUGAUACUAGUUCAGAAUUGAAGGUUUCUUCUGACUGUGAAUUCGAGUCUUCCACUGGAUUGAACUCAGAAGGCGAAAGCCAGCCCUCUGAGGUUAUUGACACUAACACUAUUAAUAUUAAGUCAGCUGACACUGCAAAUGAGAUUUCUUGUAGUGCUGUUGAAUCGUCUUAUAUGCCUAUUUUUCAAAUUGUCCAAGAUUUGGGGGAUGUAGAUAUGGGGAGAUCUUUAGAAGAGACUUCAGGCGGCACACAAGAGGAAGAUGAUGCUGCUAUGGCUAGGUCUGGUCCUUCUCUGGGUUUAUCAAAUGACUUCUCUUUCUUGGAUAAGGAUUCUUCUGUUUUGACUGAUUCUCAAAAUGUGGAAGAUUCAGAACUAAGAGAUGUGAAUAAAUGCAGGUCAUUAACUGCUACGGAUAAUGCAUAUAAUGGCACUGGACAUGUCAGUGAAAAUAAAUCAGCUAUUCCACUUGAAGAGUCUGGUACACUAAUUUCGAGUUUUGGUUCUUUUCUCACUGAAAGUGACAAAGGAAAUGGAAUUAAUAAAGUGGAAAUAUCGGCAGACAAGUAAAUAAUGUAGGUGCAGCUCUAUCUCUCUUUCAUUCCUUCAUAUCAUUUAUCCCAUCAUCUAAAAGAGGUGGUGAGUUGGGAAAUUUUUGUCUGGGGUUUCAUUAUUUUGCAGGAACCUUGGAUCUUAUUGUAACUUUUCUAGAUGGAUUAUCUAAUUUAAUCAUAAUGAUAGAAAAUAACUUAUUUGUCCUUAUUUCCCUUCCACUCUGUACAUAAAGAAAAGUAUAAUUCUUUUAUUAGUAA
This is a messenger RNA of Lotus japonicus, 2544 nucleotides long. Its product is annotated as ubiquitin carboxyl-terminal hydrolase 18-like. The transcript is spliced from 11 exons. The record is from RefSeq and is a predicted model, not a curated record. Gene Ontology annotation, molecular function: cysteine-type endopeptidase activity; cysteine-type deubiquitinase activity. NCBI's taxonomy places the organism in Eukaryota, Viridiplantae, Streptophyta, Magnoliopsida, Fabales, Fabaceae. Bases 143 to 2302 code for a protein of 719 amino acids. Gene Ontology annotation, biological process: protein deubiquitination. Gene Ontology annotation, cellular component: cytosol; nucleus.